Molecule: messenger RNA, 465 nt
Organism: Pichia membranifaciens NRRL Y-2026
Lineage: Eukaryota; Fungi; Ascomycota; Pichiomycetes; Pichiales; Pichiaceae
Exons: 1
Coding region: 1-465 (154 amino acids)
Biological process (GO): cytoplasmic translation
Cellular component (GO): cytosolic large ribosomal subunit
Molecular function (GO): structural constituent of ribosome; mRNA binding
Source: RefSeq, a predicted model, not a curated record
AUGAAGGUCGAAGUUGACUCCUUUUCAGGUUCCAAGAUCUACCCAGGCAGAGGUACCCUCUUCAUCAGAGGCGACUCGAAGAUUUUCAGAUUCCAGUCAUCCAAGUCUUACUCCUUGUUCAAGCAAAGAAAGAACCCUAGAAGAAUCGCUUGGACUGUGCUCUACAGAAAGCACCACAAGAAGGGCAUCACCGAGGAGGUCUCCAAGAAGAGAUCCAGAAAGGCUGUCAAGCACCAAAGAGCCAUUGUCGGUGCUUCGCUGGACUUGAUCAAGGAGAGAAGAUCCUUGAAGCCAGAACAAAGAAAGGCCAAGAGAACCGAGGCCAUCGAGGCCGCCAAGGAGAAGAAGAAGGCCGACAAGGAGAAGAGAAAGGCUGAGAAGGCCAAGCUCGUUGCCUCCGGCGCCAAGAUCUCCAAGCAACAAGCCAAGGGUGCUUUCCAAAAGGUCCACGCCACCUCCCGUUAA